This is a messenger RNA of Daktulosphaira vitifoliae (grape phylloxera), 1366 nucleotides long. RefSeq lists its product as uncharacterized. Lineage: Eukaryota; Metazoa; Arthropoda; Insecta; Hemiptera; Phylloxeridae. The transcript has 9 exons. Bases 50 to 1252 code for a protein of 400 amino acids. The record is from RefSeq and is a predicted model, not a curated record.
UGAUAUGAUUUCAUCAUUUAUACAGUUUAUACCUUAAUAUUUUAAAGAAAUGAUUUACAAAAAAUAUUCUCUUGUUUUAAUUAUUGCGAUUGAUUUUUAUUUUGGUGAUGUUUUUGGAAAUAUAAUUUUAAUUGGCCAAGAAGGUGUGAUGGAUAUUAUAAAUUCGAAAAAUGAAGGGGAUUAUGUUAAUGAAGCUAAAAUGAUUACUAUGCCUGGUUGUUUCAAAAUUUCAACAGUUCUGCAGUGUGGAUCUACAACAAUUGAUUUCGUUAAUAAAAAAAAAAUUUUUGCUGAAAUUUUUUUGAAUUAUAAUGAUCGUGUUGAUGAAAAUUCAAAAAUCAAUAAAAUGAUUAAAAUCACGUUUGGAGAAAAAUACAUAACUUUAAGUCCUAAAGAAACAUAUAAAAACUAUUCAUACGACGAAAAUGGUAUUAAUUUAUUGCAGCAAUCUAUUCGAAUGUUGAAUAAUAAAGUUCUAUUCAACGUAAUUAAAAUCUAUGAGAGUAAUCAUUCUAAUAAUAGAACUUUAGCUCAUUCUACGGUUUAUGAUAACACUAUAAAAGUACAACUAUAUAUGAUAGAAAAACAUCCUUUAUGGAAAUACGUCAAAGAGGAGAUUGUUAACAUUAAUAUCUCUACUCGAAACAAUAUAACAAUUACCGAUUUCAUUAACAACUCAACAACGUAUAAAAAAAAUGUUGCAUUGACUCUUGAGGAAGCACGAAGAAUCAUGGAUGAUAGAACUUUUAAGUAUGCGUUUUUACUACUUGUAUAUAUCUAUAUGACACUAAAAAUUGAUCGUGAGGCAGUAAUAGAUUGGGAAUUAUUUAAAAAAGUUUUUAAACAAUUGAGUACCGCACAAAUAUAUCCAAAAGAAUCCUAUGACAUAUGUUAUGACUUACGUUUAGACUUUCUAACUUUACAUGAAGAUAUUAUAUCAGGUCAAUAUGAGAAAACAAUCAAGGGGUUUAUGAUGAAAUAUUCAAAAUUAUUCUUAACGUCAAGAGAAAUAAGUGAUUUAGCAAGAACACACAAAUUACCACAAAAUGUAUUAAAUAAAGUAUUUCAGGAAUUUCCCAAACCUCACGAAAAAGACGUCAUCUCAUACAAUUUUGAGACUAUACCAAAUCAACUAGAUGAUAUAAAAAAAAAAUUGGAGAUAAUUUUUAGGUUAAUAACCACAGAAUACAAGAAUUUUUUUGAUUUAACAUCAUUUAGAAUAGAAAAUAACCAACUAACUCUCAGACCAUAAAUUAUACAGGAAGAGAAUUUCGAUUUUUGAAAUUUAUUUAUUUUUAUUAAAUUCACUCUAAAAAAAUAAUACAUUCUUUUUUUAUGAAAAAGAGUUCCUAGUUUUUAUUAUUUU